Molecule: messenger RNA, 1654 nt
Organism: Cicer arietinum (chickpea)
Lineage: Eukaryota; Viridiplantae; Streptophyta; Magnoliopsida; Fabales; Fabaceae
Biological process (GO): conversion of methionyl-tRNA to N-formyl-methionyl-tRNA; biosynthetic process
Cellular component (GO): mitochondrion
Molecular function (GO): methionyl-tRNA formyltransferase activity
Source: RefSeq, a predicted model, not a curated record
CGUAAAAUCCAUGCCCAUGAAGUGAUAAAACCCUGACUUCAUUUGCCUUUGCAUUUAUCCAUCCAUCCAAUCUUAUAUUUGAGAAGUUGAAGUGUGUUUCAUCCAUUAUCACCAUCCGAAUGGCUCUUUCUUUAGCGAUUAACCUUCCUCCUCCUCUUCGCGACAACCUGCUGCGACUCCAACCUCUCGCUCCGCAAUUUCAAUUCAAAUUUCCGAUACCCUCCGCCCGAAUUCGAUGUUCAUCUUCUUUCAACCACAUUUCCCUCAAAAUGGUUAGGGUCACCCCCAACAACAACCCUUUAGUUUGUCACUUUCAUACUGCCCAGUUCGGAGGAGUGAGAAGAAGAAUGAUUCGACGGUUAUGGUGUGUACAAAGUCAGAGUGCGUCUUCUUCAUUGUUCUCUUCCACUUCCACCACCAUUACCAACAACACUAAGAAGUCAAUUGUUCUCUUGGGAGCACCUCAGGUCUCCACAAUAGUCCUGGAUGCACUACUCACAGCUUCUGCUUUGCCACAUUCUUCCUUUGAGGUUGCGGCUAUUGUGACUCAACCUGCCGCUAGAAGGGACAGGGGGAAAAAGCUUAUGCUCUCUCCCUUGGCGAACUAUGCUCUUGACAGGGGCUUCUCUUCUCAUCUUAUUUUCACUCCUCAACGUGCUGGAGACGAUACGUUCUUGUCAGAUUUAAAAGCUUUGCAACCCCAGCUAUGCAUAACGGCAGCUUAUGGCAAUAUAUUACCCACCAAGUUUUUAGAUAUUCCCUCUGCAGGAACAGUCAAUAUUCACCCUAGCCUUUUGCCAAUCUAUCGUGGUGCUGCUCCUGUUCAAAGAGCAUUGCAGGAUGGUGUUAAACAAACCGGAGUAUCGUUAGCAUUCACUGUUCGUGCACUCGAUGCUGGACCUAUCAUUGCUACUGAAACAAUUGAAGUUGAUGAUCAUAUUAAGGCACCUGAUUUGCUUGAGCUCCUGUUUCAUAAAGGAUCUAAACUUCUGAUUGCAGAACUUCCAUCUAUAUUUGAUGGAUCGGCAAGAGUGAAGGCACAACCCCAAGAUGAUUCUAAGGCUACGUUGGCACCAAAGUUUUGCUACUUUAUGCAGAUAGGUCCAGAUGAAUCAUGGCUAUUCUUUGAUCAAGAAGCACCUGUUCUCCAUAAUAAGGUUCGUGCAUUUUCAGGGUGGCCAGGAACUCGAGCAAAGAUUCAAGCAGUUGACAAAGAUGGUCAGAAGAAAACAUUAGAGAUUAAAAUCAUAACCACACGAGUUUGCUCUCAUGAGAAUGAGCACUUCAAUGAAGCAGAUGAUAUUGCAUUUGUCAAUGGUGCAUUGGUGUUUCCAUGUGGAAGGGGCACCUCACUUGAGGUUUUGGAAGUUCAGCUUCCAGGAAAAAAUGUGGUCAAAGCAGCUGCUUUCUGGAAUGGGCUGCGGGGACAGAAGCUGAAGAAAUUAUGAGCAGUGGUUUGUCAAAUGGAAAAUCGUAUUUUAAAUUAUCCUUCGGCUGUUUUUGCAAUCGAUUCUUUUUUGUUUACAUUUGAUUCAAGUUUUUAUUUUCUUUAGUAUUUUUAUUAUUUUCAAAUUGGAGAAGAGGAAUUUUUUGAUAAUCAAAGUGGCAUCGAUAACUAAUUUAUCACGGUAUCUGAAAAAUUUUGAAUUCGAUA